CCAUUUUUAAGUUUUGGAGACUUUCUGCGUCUUGCGCCUUUGGGAACUUCGUCUUCGUUGUUAGGGUAUAUAACUUUGCCGAUCAGUGGAGCAAACCCCCUUCCGGCGAAUUUCGAAUUUUGAUUCUGUUCGGUUGGGGAUUGAGAAGUAGUAUCAGAAGAUGAAGAUAUUCGUGAAGACUCUCAAAGGCACCAGCUUCGAAAUCGAAGUCAAGCCUGAAGACAAGGUUUCUGAAGUGAAGAAACAUAUAGAAACUGUUCAGGGUGCAGCUGUCUAUCCAGCUGCGCAACAAAUGCUUAUUCAUCAAGGGAAAGUUCUCAAAGAUGGUACUACCCUGGAGGAAAAUAAAGUGGUUGAAAACAGUUUUGUUGUGAUUAUGCUGUCGAAGAGUAAGAGCUCAUCUGGCGAGGGAUCUGCUAGUGCACCUUCAGUUAAGGCUCCUCAGACUAGUUCAGCUCCUACUCCUGCCCCUGUGUCAAUGGCCCCUCAAGCUCCUGCUGCAGCUACUUUGUCACCACCUCCUGCACCUGCGCCUGCUCCUGCACCUUCACCUUCACCUUCACCUUCACCUUCACCAGCUCCAGCUCCAGCUCCUGCUGUGUCAGGGUCUGCUGAUAUCUAUGGGCUGGCAGCAUCUAAUCUUGUUGCUGGGAACAACUUGGAGGGAACAAUUCAGCAGAUUCUUGAUAUGGGUGGUGGGAGCUGGGAUAGGGAUACUGUUGUCCGAGCCCUUCGCGCUGCUUACAACAACCCUGAGAGAGCUGUUGAAUACUUGUAUACAGGUAUCCCAGAGCAAGCUGAAGCCCCCCCUGUGGCUCGUGUGCCUGCCAGUGCUGCACAAGCUGGAAAUGCUCCAUCUGCAGCUCCACAAGCAGCACAACCUGCACCUGUUCCUCCAAGUGGACCUAAUGCUAAUCCUUUAGAUCUCUUUCCCCAGGGCCUCCCAAAUGUUGGUGCUGGUGCAGCUGGUGCUGGCAAUCUAGAUUUUCUGCGCAACAGUCAACAGUUCCAAGCAUUGCGAGGCAUGGUGCAGGCUAAUCCGCAAAUAUUGCAGCCUAUGCUUCAAGAGCUUGGGAAACAAAAUCCUCAUCUAAUGAGAUUGAUUCAAGAGCAUCAAGCUGACUUCCUUCGCCUGAUAAAUGAACCUGCGGAAGGUGGUGAGGGGAAUAUAUUAGGGCAGCUGGCUAAUGCCAUGCCGCAAACAGUAGCUGUCACCCCUGAGGAGCGCCAAGCCAUUGAACGUCUCGAAGCAAUGGGAUUUGAUCGAGCACUUGUUUUGGAGGUGUACUUUGCUUGUAACAAAAAUGAAGAAUUGGCUGCUAAUUACCUCUUAGAUCAUAUGCAUGAGUUUGAGGAAUGAUCUUUCAACUUUCCUGUCCUCAAAAUUAUUUCUUGUCUCUUUCGAACUUCUCGCCUGUUUUAAUGUUCGAUAAAAAGAAGUCGCAGGAUGGACAAAAAGGGAUGUUUUUAGCCUCCUUGGCCACAGAGCUCAUGUAUCUACCAUUUUCUCUGUUUCUAGGAUUCUUCUGAGUAUUCAUAUAAAUAGUUUCUUCGGAAUAUUCUUACAUAUACAGGAUAUGUGCAUCUUUUCA
Prosopis cineraria is the source of this 1592-nucleotide messenger RNA. Its product is annotated as ubiquitin receptor RAD23c-like. Gene Ontology annotation, cellular component: cytosol; nucleoplasm. The transcript has 12 exons. Gene Ontology annotation, biological process: nucleotide-excision repair; proteasome-mediated ubiquitin-dependent protein catabolic process. Gene Ontology annotation, molecular function: polyubiquitin modification-dependent protein binding; damaged DNA binding; proteasome binding. Lineage: Eukaryota; Viridiplantae; Streptophyta; Magnoliopsida; Fabales; Fabaceae. The coding region runs from base 161 to 1360 and encodes 399 amino acids. The record is from RefSeq and is a predicted model, not a curated record.